Molecule: messenger RNA, 2979 nt
Organism: Saprolegnia parasitica CBS 223.65
Lineage: Eukaryota; Oomycota; Saprolegniomycetes; Saprolegniales; Saprolegniaceae
Exons: 5
Coding region: 1-2979 (992 amino acids)
Biological process (GO): SCF-dependent proteasomal ubiquitin-dependent protein catabolic process
Cellular component (GO): SCF ubiquitin ligase complex
Molecular function (GO): protein binding
Source: RefSeq, a predicted model, not a curated record
AUGGCACGACGGGUGCGGCCCCGCCCCACGGCCGUGCCGACCAAAUCGUUGCUGGGAAAACCAGUGCAUGGCAAGACCACUGCAUUGAGCAACCAGUGUAACAUUGAGCCGCUGGUUGCACAGAGCCUGGCGUCGGGCACCCUCGACCUCGCGGCUGCGGGCGACACGAUCGACGACGUGGCACUCGUGGCACUCGCGGGUCGCCUCGCGCCGCAUGCAGCAUCAAUACACAGCCUCGUGCUCUCUGGCUCGGAGCGCAUCUCUGCGAUUGGCGUGCGCUCGGUUGCCCACGCGGUCGGAAGCGAGCUUCGGCGACUCGUGUACGCACGCGUGCCCGUGCAGCACGACGUCCUCAAAGUGCUUACUACGCGCAUCGAGGUGCUCGAGGACUUCAUUCCGUGCUGCAACCGAUCGCUUCGAAUAUGCAACCUCUCGCAUUGCGCCAUGGUCACCGACGACGCGCUGUGCUGGCUGGCGGGAACGAUCGGUGCUCAAGGCGCGCUCACGCAGUGUCGAAAGCUUCGGUCCCUGAAUCUGGCGCAAACGAUCGCGAUCACGGACCGCGGCCUCGGUGCACUCGCCAUAGGGUGCCGCGCCCUGCAGUUUCUCAACCUCGAAGGUCUCUUGCAUGUGACAGAUAUUGGUUUGACGCAGCUCGCACGCGGCUGCAAGCAAUUGCGCGUCGUGCAUCUCAAGCGCUGCGUUCAGAUUUCAGACGUUGGCAUCACCGCUCUUGGCAUGCACUGUCCCAAGCUCCAGAGUCUAAACCUGUGCGGCAUUGUGCUCUUGACAACCUCCGGGCUGUCGCAAUUCGUGGCCCAUGCCCGCGCCCUUCAGGUCCUGGAUGUCCAAGGCUGCAGCUUGCUCACGGAACAAGCGCUAUGCAUUCUCGCAACGUCGCUGCCAGCUCUGCAGCACCUCAACGUGACGGGAUGCCAGCAAAUCACUGAGAACGGGCUCCGCACACUUGCGACGCACCUCCCGUUCGUGCAGCUAGCGACGGCCUUUCGAGGCCUCGAGCCGAAAACCAACGCCACGGAGCUUAAGUUUGCGCACCACAAAUCGACGAUCGCACACUCGGCGGCCCUUCGCCUCCAGGCGUGGUACCGUGGACACCUCGGGCGGCGCAUUGCAACCUCAUGGCGCCACGUCAUGGUUGAAACGCCCGCGGCCAACAUCAUUCGGCGCGCUUACUAUCGACAUCGACUUCGCACCGAAAUUGCGCAGCGCGUCGCGCACACAAAAUACAUUGCACGCCGCGUCGCACGCAUCCAAGCACUUGUGCGAGGGGUCCUUGUACGCAUGCGCAUUCAGCGUGAGCUCGACGAAGCGUAUGCCCUCACGGUCGCCACACGCGCCGCCAAGCGCAUCCAAACACGAUUUCGUGGGUUUCGCAUCCGCCGACAAGUCAACCCCGUCAAUGUGGCACUCACGCGCAUGUACAUGCGCUUCGCCGAGGAGCGUCGAACGCGAUGUGCGGUGCGCGUCCAGCGUUGCUACCGCCGUCGGUUAAAUCGGUGUCGGCUCUCGGAGGUCGUGGGGUUGGCCCAGCGCUGGCGGCAGCAGUGUCACGACGCCGCCACAAAGCUCCAACGGCUUUUCCGCGCCCGGGCGGCUCGCGCACUCACACGGAGUCUUCAGCGCGAGCUCGAGGCGCGCCGAGCGUGGAAAGCGCAUUGCAUCACCAUGGCGAUCAAACUCCAGUCGCAUUGGCGGCGCCAUGCAUCCUGGCGGCACUUGCAGCGCGCGCGCGUGGAGUUCGCGCGGCAACAAGCGGCCUUGGCAGCGGCGGCGACGCGCAUCGAAGCGCUCGUGCGCGGCUGGUUUGGUCGCCGCGCCGCGCACGCACGGCGAGAGCUUGUCGCGUCCUGGCACGCGGCGGCGGCGACGAUCCAGCGGGCGUGGCACGCGUAUUUGCACCCGACGAGCGGCACCAUCGAGUACGCCAAGCUCGUCUCGGACAUCAAGUGGCAACUGCACCUCGAAGCCGCCGAAGCCGAAGCGCGCAAAGAUGCCCUUCUCGCGCGGGAGCGGACGGCAGCGAUGCGGGACUCGGCGUCCGAGGCCGACAGCGAAGACGAUUGGUACGAGCAAAAGGAUUCGUUUUGGUUUUCGCCGUCUCGGAACGAACGCGAGUGGACGCGGCCCAACCGAUUUGCGCGGGAGAAGAGCCUCGUCGGUGUCUCGAUCCGCGUCUUUUGGCCGCUCGAAGACGCUUGGUUUGAAGGGGUCAUCACAAAGUUUUGUGCGUCGCGCGUCAAGCACCGCAUUGCGUACCUCGACGGCGACCACGAGUGGCUCGAGCUCGAUGAUAUGGACGAAACGCAGCUCCAGGUGCACAACGGCUCGUGGAUGAUGUAUGAAAACUAUUGCCCGAGUGCGUUGGCGCUCAAAGCAGCGCUUUACGUGCACGUGCGCUUCCAGAUCUACUCGGUCGAGUACUUUUGCUGGCGCGCCGGGUGGAUCGAGUCGUUUGACGGGACCCGGGACGUGUUCCGAGUCGUCUACGACGACGAUGCGACGACCAUGGUCGACGCCGACCUCUUUGGCUGCGAAGACGAAGUUCAAGUCCAGGACAAGCGGUCACUGCAGUGGUUCCACUUGGGCACCUUCUUUUUUGGGCCAAGCGAUCCGACGCUGCGGGUCGCAGACUACCUCGCGUACGUCCCGCCCGUUUACGAUGCGACGUACGAAUCUGCCGAGUAUGCUGCCGAGUACGAAGGCGACGUUGCCGAGUAUGCUAUCGAGUGGCAGGACGAUGCGGCAGCCUACGACGAGAGUCUCGUGGCCGCGGCCGACGCGUUUGCGACUGGCGAUGCGAUGGCGAUGGCAAGUCUAGACGAGCCGAAUGCCGUAGAUGCAGCCAGCGACGGCGACAACGACGAUGAAGAUGAAGAAGAGGACGGAGAGGACGAGGAUGUGGAUGCUGACGACGACGGCAGCGCGGACGAUGCUGACGACGACGAGGAUGACACUUAG